UACAACUCAUGGAAUCACUCUUCUUUCAUCAACAACUUUCACAAAGCAAUUCUCCAUUUUGCAAACAAAAAACAAAGCUAAGAGUUUUCCAGUUAGGACGAAAAAAAAAGAGAAAAUAUGAGUUCAAGGAGCAAAGCGUGGUUAGUGGCAGCAACCAUCGGAGCCGUGGAAGCCUCGAAAGACCAAUUGGGACUAUGCAGGUGGAAUUACAUGAUCCGAUCUGUGAAUCAACGUAUCCGAAACAACGUGAGAUCCGCUGCUCAGGCGAGCAGGUUCUCUUCUUCGUCCACCACCGCCCUUGCCGCCGGUAAGGAUGGUGACAAGGCAAAGCAAGCUGAGGAGUCUCUCAGGACAGUCAUGUACUUGAGCUGUUGGGGUCCUAAUUGAUGAAGACAGAUCGAAGGUUUUUUUUAUGCCGUCGAUUGGAUCCGACAGGUUGUAUCUAUGUCGGUGAAAUCGAAAGCCUGAGAACCUUAAAUAGACGCUAUGAGUCUUGGGGGUUUGAUGGAUUGUUUUUGGGAUGCAAUUAAUGACGGAUUCGAAUUGUACAGAAUGUAGAGAUGAAUAUGAAGGUUUUAGUUCAUGUUACUGGAAA
This is a messenger RNA of Raphanus sativus (radish), 595 nucleotides long. RefSeq lists its product as uncharacterized. The record is from RefSeq and is a predicted model, not a curated record. The coding region runs from base 118 to 387 and encodes 89 amino acids. The transcript has a single exon. Lineage: Eukaryota; Viridiplantae; Streptophyta; Magnoliopsida; Brassicales; Brassicaceae.